Ostrinia nubilalis (European corn borer) is the source of this 2423-nucleotide messenger RNA. Its product is annotated as coiled-coil domain-containing protein R3HCC1L. Lineage: Eukaryota; Metazoa; Arthropoda; Insecta; Lepidoptera; Crambidae. Bases 393 to 1958 code for a protein of 521 amino acids. The record is from RefSeq and is a predicted model, not a curated record. Gene Ontology annotation, molecular function: RNA 7-methylguanosine cap binding; mRNA binding. The transcript is spliced from 9 exons.
UGUGUGAGUGUGUGUGAAAAAAACGAAAAUGGACGGCUGAUAGUUUCCCGUUUUGCACGUGAACAGAUAUUUUUUUAUUAUUUUACUGCAUUGAACAAACCACCGUCAAACUGGGUGCCAAAACGGUUGAGAGAUUUCUUAGCUUAGCGGACGAUAAUUUUGUGGACGAUGUUAACGAUGACUUAAAAUGUUUUUUGUCCGAAGCAAAAGUUGACAGUGUGCUGGUGUUUCCACCGGUGAGCAACUACCGGCGCUUCCUCAUCCACCGGUGCGUGGAGCAGCUGGGCCGCCCGGAACUGGCCACCUUCUCCAUCGGGCUCAGCGACGAGCGGAGGACUGUGGUGUGCUACCGAGAUAAUCUUCUAAGUGAUGAAGCUUGCGCUCGACCGACAAUGGGCCUGAGUCAAACCGAACGGGAAGAUGCGACCAUAUCACACUCAGACGCGGCGGUGGGAGGUUGCAAGCCGGCGCAGGCGCAGCGCCUCGCGCAGCCUCAGGGAAAGAUCAGAUCUGGCUCUGCGAAACCUCGCCGCCCAGAUCGCGCAGUGUACGUGCCGCGAGCACUGCGCACCAACGACAGCAACCCACCGGACGACAGCAAACCAGAGACGAACCAUCGGCGGACCAGCCACAGCGCCGAGGGACAGAAGUGCCCCAAGUCCCCUCCGCCCAAGGAAAAGUCCUCCCACGGCACCCCCAGAAAGUCCAUCGACAAAAACUUCUGCAACGUCUACACUCCGCCGCACCUCAGGACGCAGAGAUCUCACACGGGCCCCAGUAUAGGCAACCAAGCGAGCGCGAAAGAUAACGAAUCCGUGCCUUCAGCUUGCCAAGUGCCAAAUAGUGAUAGUGCAAUAUCGUUUAGUGAUAAUAGUUUUAACGAAGUAGAAGUAGGAGAGAAUUUUUAUAUAGGAGAUUAUUUCGCGAACGGGCAGCUAGGGUUCUACAGUGCGGGCUAUUACACUGACCUAGCCGGAGCUGAGUACCCAGCGCAAAGUGAGUGGGAACCCAAUGAACCCGACCAAACCAUGGCUGUAAACGAAGUGGAUCAGAGCAAUAUUAUUGAUAGUAGCGAUUAUUUAUACAGUAAGGACGAGGAUGCAGAGAAGAAAGAGUUGAAGCGGGCGUCCCAGGAGAUCAACAGAAGUAGCAAACGUAUCAUCAAACAGAGUUUUCAUUCUGAUGUCCUAGUCAUUUCGGAUCCGGUCGAAGAGAAGGUCGACACGGAAAAAGUUGAGGUUGAGGCCGUGGUUGAAGUGAAAGAACCAGAACCGAAGAAGUCGAAGCCAAAAUUAGAAGCGAAAGUGUCGUUGAAACGGGAGGAGAACGAUUGGGAUGCAGUGUUCGAUGACAGUGGGGAGUGUUUGGAUCCGUCCCUUUUGGAGGAGUUGACUUCAACGGUGGGCAAGGUGCACAUAAGCAAGGCGAGGAACAACUACGACCAGUAUCAAACUCGUGGGCAGGCUUUGUUGAGUGGUCCGUACGAUGAGACUUUCGGGCAUGUGGUGGAAGUGUACGACUUUCCCAGUGAGUUCAAGACGAACGACCUGUUGUCAGUGUUCAGCGAGUACAAAGACACGGGCUUCGAGAUCAAGUGGGUGGACGACACGCACGCCUUGAUUGUGUUCAGCAGCGCGAAAAUUGCUGCCGAGGUGCUGUCUGCGCAGCGGCCUCUAGUGCGGUGUCGGCCGCUGCACGCCGCGACACUUGAGUCAAGGAACAAGGCCAAGAAGUGCGCAGAGUUCCUGCAGCCCUACAGACAACGCCCGGAGACUUGCACGGCGCUAGCGCGGCGGCUUGUAUCGGGAGCACUAGGGGUGCGCCUGAGCACCGCGCGUCAAGAGCGGGCUGAGGAACGCCGUCUUAUCACGUUAGCCAGGGAAAAGAAGCGGCAAGCGGCUUUGCACAAGGAGGCUGCGUGGGACGGCUCGCUCGCCAACCACUCGCCCGAAACUUGAGGUGCAGACCGUUUCACCCGGGAUAACGUCCAUCCAGACACUACGAGCUCUCAAAUAGUAAAUGAUAUUUGUUUAUGUAACGUUAACAUAGUUUUAGACAUAGUUAUUUUUUUAAAUGCUGGACCCUAGCGAAUAGAUUACGCGCAAGAGGUUCCCGCCCUUAUGCGUACGUGUCAUAAAGUUAAGUUUCGUUCGUUAGUUUAGUUUACGUUCUAGCAUAAUUUCUGUCUUGUGAUUUGACUCAAGCUUCCUGUGCAUACGACUGAUAUCAAUAUUAUGUAGUUUUAGUUUUAUAUUUUUGUUUUUAGGGGUGCUACACAUAUGAGCGGGUUAACAUUAUUUGGAACAGCUGAAGCUCAGCGGUAAAAAAAGAUAUCGAUGCGAUUUCCGAAGGGUCUAUUUAAAAUGAAAAUAAAAUAGAGGAUCCUUGAUAUAUGGUAAUUCAUCCCAACAUUCUUAUAUUCU